ACACGCUUAUAAUUCUUUAUAUUUAAUUUUCUAUUAGUUUAGUAUAAUAUAAAAGAAGUUGGUGCUUGUUAUUGAAAGCUAAGUGUGUUGUGGAUAGGUUUGCCUGCGUACUGUGCGGAGCAGGCUGGGACGGACGACACAACCAGACGUCAGACACAAGGCACUAGGUUAAAAGGGUGCCAUAAACUGCUGCUUUAUUUAACGUAUUUUGGCAGAACAAGACAGUGACAGGGGCCGUGGUGGGUGCCUGCGUGUGCUGGUGCAAGCUUGGUGCCUGCCGGGAGGUGCCUGCAGUGCCACAAGGGAUAAUAUUGAUACAAAUGUAGAGGGACGAAAUAGGGAAGCAGGAAGACCACCACCACCACCACCAUCACCACCAGCAGUGUGGAAGAAAGUUUAGAUGUAAACAAAGCGGUGGUUUCCUUCCAGCUGGUGAUAAAACUUAUUCUCGCUCUCCCAUGUCACGGAAGCAGUGAUAAGCACACGAGGAGGAAAGCAAUGGCAACCCUCCGAUCCGGCAAGCAAGUUGGCGGCAGCGAUGGCGGUGGCGGUGGCAGUGGUGGUGAGGUGGACGGCAGGGACAGAGGGGCAGUACAGGCUGCGGACAUCAAGGAGAAGAAAUUGAAUUGGGAUGCCUUGCUCAAAAGAAAGUACCUGCUCCCUUUGUACCAAGAAUCAGUACUGAGUUAGAUGUUAGUAAUUUUUCUGAAGAGUUCACUGCAAUGAUACCACAGGAUUCUCCAGCAAUCGUUCCUCCAGAUGUUGAGAAAAUGUUCAAUGGCUACUCCUACGUUGCUCCAUCAAUUCUCUUCACUGACAAUGUCAUCAGCGACAGCAGCAGCCUUUUCAAGAUGUCACCAGACAGAAGACCUUCCACAACCAACCUAUUAUUGGCUUGUAGCUUUAAGGACUCACCAUUUUUCCAAAAAUACGAACUGAAUCUCCGAGAUAAUAUACUCGGAGACGGCAGCUUCAGUGUCUGUCGGGAAUGUGUACAAAAGUCCAGCGGGCAACAACACUUUCCUGUGGAGAUAGUGUCAAGAAGACUAGACUGCCAACAAGAAAUCAAUUUACUCUGGGCUUGCCAAGGACAUUCCAACAUUGUCAACAACCUCCAUGAAGUUUUCCGUGAUGAGGCACACACCUACAUUGUGAUGCAGCUCCUUGGAGGUGGAGAGCUGGCUGCCUCAGAGGAUCAGGAAACACAAGAGGUUCACAGAGGCUCGCCUCGGGCUUCGGUCGUCGUGAGGAACCUGGUGUCAGCAGUUCACUACGUGCACAGGAAAAGCAUCAGUGUUCACGGAGACCUAAAGCCAGACAGGGGUGAAAAGGGUUGGUGUUGAGGAUAGGCAGAAAAGAAAAGAAAAGAAAGGAAAGGUAAAAAAAGGAAGUUUUUUUGCAUUGAUUUUCCAUCUGCUUAUUUUAAAGAAUUUAUUGCACGGAAUAUUAUUGAUCUCCAUCAUUUGUAUGGCCUUUAUAAUAAAAAGUAUGAAUUUA
Scylla paramamosain (green mud crab) is the source of this 1497-nucleotide messenger RNA. Its product is annotated as ribosomal protein S6 kinase alpha-5-like. Lineage: Eukaryota; Metazoa; Arthropoda; Malacostraca; Decapoda; Portunidae. The transcript has 8 exons. Gene Ontology annotation, biological process: protein autophosphorylation; intracellular signal transduction; peptidyl-serine phosphorylation. Gene Ontology annotation, cellular component: cytoplasm; nucleus. Gene Ontology annotation, molecular function: calcium/calmodulin-dependent protein kinase activity; ATP binding; calmodulin binding. The record is from RefSeq and is a predicted model, not a curated record. Bases 723 to 1343 code for a protein of 206 amino acids.